AUGCACACGAAGUUCUCAGAGGAACUAUUUGUGUCCGACUAUUUCAGAGAGCAGGAGCAUCAAGCUCAAGCCCAGUUGCCUGCUGUCACAAUCAACUGGACCGCUGGCUGGGGCGCUGGGGCUGCCAUCGGAGCUGCUGCGGUGGCCGGGGCUGCGGGAAGGAGGCAGGAAGCGAGCAGCAGGCAAGGAUCUCGCCUUUCGUUCCUCUGCCUUCCCUCCGUGACAGGCCAUAAAAGUCACGAGGCAAGGAGGAAAACAAGGAGGUGUCCAGAGUUCAAGCACAGCACCCCCGCGACUCCCGGUCCGCAGCUCCCGGCGGGAGCUGAAAACCCGGCGAACACCGUGGGAUCUCGCUCUUGCGUGGGAGGCACCAUUUCUGCGGGAAGAGGCUCCUGCUGCUGCUUGGCAGCCGAGCCUGGGACCGGGCCUGCGCUCCGGGCCCUCCCUGCUGCCGGCAGCGGGCGGGGGAGCGGGGGGCGGCGGGCGGGACGGGCGCUGCCGUCGGGGCGCGGAGCCCCCGCCAAGGAUGCGGCCCCCGGCCAAGGACGCGGCCCCCGGGGCGGCCCCAGGCCGGGCGGAUCGGAGACCCCCUUCGCCGUGCCCUCGGGGGUACCGGAGCUCCCACGGCGCCCGGGACCCCGAGGGGCUCCGCGCCCCGCUGGCGUCCGCACCGCGCACUCGCACCGGGCCCGCCGCGGGAGGAGCGACGCUCGCCUUCCCCGGAGAUCCCUCCUCCCGUCCCCCUCGGGUCCUAAAAUGCUAAAUCCUUGUGCAAAUCUGAAGCCGAGCCCUCAUGCUGCAGUAAAUUGUUGCCCAGCCCAUGAUACCUUUCACAUCCCUGUGCAGUGUCUUUGUACAAGUCCUGGAGGUGGAGAUCUCCAAGCCUGGAUGUGUGAUAGUGGAGUGCCCCCUCAUGGGAAGCUGUUCCUGAUGCUGAUUCCUGGCUGCAUCCAGGUACUGAUGACAAAUUCCCCUGCAAGCUCAGACAUCAAUCCAUGGAAGAGUGAGUGUCAGGAGCCUGGUUAUGGAGCCAUGGGGCCUUUGCUGGAGAGUGCUGCUGCAGUCAUGAUCAUCAUAAAAAAAGGAAAACACACAAAUGGACCAUGCAAAGUAAGAUGGUUUGUGGUUUGACUUAAUGACCUUAAAAGUGCUUUCCAACCUAAAAGAUUCUGAGUAGUUUUGUUUGACCUCAUUGCAGCCUUCCAGCAUCUGAAGGGAGCCUGCAGAAAACAUGGAGAGAGACUAUUUACAAGGGCCUGGAGUGACAUGACAAGGGGCAAUGGCUUCACACUGACCGAGAGGAGUUUAGGUUGGAUAUGAGGAAGAAAUUCUUCCCUGUGAGGGUGGUGAGGCCCUGGCACAGGUUGCCCAGAGAAGCUGUGGCUACCCCAUCUCUGGAACUGUUCAAGGCCAGGUUGGAUGGGGCUUGGAGCAGCCUGGGAUAGUGGAAGGUGAUAGGGAGGUUGGAACCAGAUGAUCUUUAAAGGUUCCUUCCAACCUAAACCAUUCUAUUGCGUGAAUCCUUUCUGUACUUCUGCCUUUGGAUGGUACUAAGUCUUGAUGGAACAACAUCUCCACAAUUCCCUGCCCACAGCAGCAGUUGGUCAGGCACCAAGGAGCGUGUCAUAUACGUCAGUAAGUGAUUUUAAUUGACUAAAUAGAUUUUUUUGCUUCUGAAUAAAUCUAUAAAUUUUUAACUAUA
Molecule: messenger RNA, 1702 nt
Organism: Passer domesticus (house sparrow)
Lineage: Eukaryota; Metazoa; Chordata; Aves; Passeriformes; Passeridae
Product: collagen alpha-1(I) chain-like
Exons: 6
Coding region: 1-1131 (376 amino acids)
Source: RefSeq, a predicted model, not a curated record